CGCGAGGUGCCCGUGCCGGUGCGCGUGCCGGUGGAGCGGCCCGUGCCCGUGCCCGUCACGGUGGAGAAGGAGGUGCCGUACCCGGUGGCCGUGCCCAUCCCGCACCCGGUGCCGGUGCCCGUGCCGCGUGCCGCGCCCGUGCCCGCACUACGCGUGGAGGUGCGCUGCCGGUGCGCAAGCGCCGUGCCCGUGGCCGUGCACUUGCGCGUGCCGUACGCGGUGCCCGUCGACAGACCUUACCCGGUCCACGUCAAAGUUCCCGUGGAUCGCCCGUACCCGGUGUAUGUGCACAAGCCGUUCCCCGUGCACAUUCACAAGCAAGUGCCUUACGCUGUGGAAAAGCCCAUGCCGUUUGAGGUGAAGAUACCUGUGGAUCGACCGUACCCCGUGCACUUUCCGCAACCUUACCCCGUCACUGAAUACCGACCGUUGCAUUACACGGUAGAACGACCUUAUCCCGUACACGUGGAUCGACCUUACCCUGUGCAUGUUGGUGUACCUGUUGACAGGCCGUACACUGUAGAGGAACACAUCUCCAUUGAGCCACACAUGCCGUUCGACCACUACGCUCCGCAUCACCGCCACAGGUACCAGAAGCAUCAGCAGCAACUGCAUCAGCAGCAACUGCAUCAGCAGCAUCUGCAUCAGGAGCAUCUGCAUCAGCAGCAACUGCAUCAGCAACAACUGUAUCAGGAGCAACUGCAUCAGGAGCAUCUGCACCAGGAACAACUGCAUCAGGAGCAACUGCACCAGGAGCAUCUGCACCAGCAGCAGCUGAGCGCGGGGGAGCAGGGCGCCGAGUCGCAGGAGGCGGGCCAGCUGACGGAACGGCACGCACAUGCGCAAGGGGACGUGGACGUCGACGCGACGGCGUCGGACGUGGACGAGGGCACAACGACGACGACGGCGGCCACGGACCUGGAGGCCACCACCGAGCCGGUGCCCUCGUCCUCAUCCCCAUCAAACUCCUCCUCCACUUCGCCCGCGCCGUGAAGUUGCCAGAGCAGUCAAGCGGCGCGGGCUGCUGCCCGAGAUCCCGCCGCGAUCUCCUAGGACCCCAUCGAAGCGACGUCACCUCCCGCCAUCGUUCCAUCACCAAGUCCUCCCUACCUAUUUAUUGCGGGUUCGCCCGCCCAGCACCCACUGUUCAAUGAAAGCAGGUUCAGUUACUUACUCGACACGUCGUCGCAUUCGAAAGAGAAAAUAAGUAUGAAAAGAAAGCUCGUUCUAAAACCUUGUAAGUUCAGUUCAUUAAAAUACUUUCUAGCUGAAGGACUCUGCGAACUCCUCUAAUAUGCUUGGAGCGAGAAAAAGUCACAAGUACUUUGAUUUGUAGAUUUCUUUUAAGUUUCUCAAAGAGUUCUGAGUAACUUAAGCUGAGAUCGGCGAGUUCCAGUUCUGUAACAUUUUCAGAACGGACUUACAAGGCUUUAGAAACAAGACAAUUCCAGAGCGUUGAGUAAGUUGUAGACGGAAAGACUGUGUACUCGUAUUGUUAUUUUUUUUCAUUAUUUUAUAUUUUGUUAUUUUUACACUAAUGUUAUUGUCGUGUUGUUUGUAAAAAUACUAGCUUGAUGUAGAUAUGAAUCGCAUGCGCGUUCUGUUGUCGGCACGCGUGCAUUCCAGUAAUAAAGAUCUUUUAUACGAA
Gryllus bimaculatus (two-spotted cricket) is the source of this 1648-nucleotide messenger RNA. The record is from the annotation of a GenBank genome assembly. Lineage: Eukaryota; Metazoa; Arthropoda; Insecta; Orthoptera; Gryllidae.